CAACGCAACCCAUAAACAAUCUUUGUUGUUCCCAUAACUACUACUACUACUACAGUAAAUUUCCUAUCAGAGUUGUGCCCUGCACAUGUUAAUAUUGAAACCAUUUUUUUAGCAUUCUAAUUGAAUCCUCCCUGUUUUGAAAAAAUGACGAGAGGAUCUUGUAUACUUAGUGAUGGUAGUAUAUCAGGGAACUGCUUUGUAGUCUGUUGACUGGAGCUUUCUUCCAGAGGCAUAAAAGCAAGUUAGCAAUGAAGUAUGGAAGUAACUUGAAUAACUGUUUAAUACUCUGGACAUUAUAAAUAGUAUUUGUAAUAAGGUUAGUUCUAUAACCUUUUGGUAUUUGUAAGUAGAGGAGUAGAAUUCAUUAUUGAAUUAUGGAUCCUCGAGAAGCAUUUCAGAUUUUACAGCCAGCAAGUAUUGCUGUUGCUCGAGACCAUAGUGUUGAUAGCGUACGAGCCCUUUGCCAUGCAGUUGAGCAAGUCUUGGCAGCUGAAAAGAAUUCACAAAUUGAUGGUGGCUCAAAUUGCAUCAGUCAGAUGAAGGAGUAUCUUGUGUUUCCACUUUUUAUCGUUUUGAAAAGUGGCAAGAAAUUGUCUUGGACUAUGCAAGAAGAAUUGGUCAGGUGUCUGCUUAUUGUUUUACGCCAAUCUAGUAUAGAUGAUUUCAGUUUUUUUCAAAAUAUUUUCACUGAGCUUUUCAUUCUUCUCACAAACAAGAGUGAUCCCCAAAAAGGAAAUAACCUUAGUGAAGAGUGUAAGCAGUUGGUAUUGACUACCAUUACAACAGUUAUCCAUAAUAGUACCGAAAAAGUGCUGGAGAAAAUUAUUAGUAAUGACUUUAGACCUCAGCUUGGUCAUGCUGUGUUUAUCUGCCUGAAACUAGCACAAGAAGAGAAGAACCGUAGCCUAAGAAUAGAGGCUAUAGUUUGUUUAUCAGCCUUAGGCCAAAAGAAAUUCUUUACAAAUAUUUCUGAGGCUAAACAGGAUAAUCUUAGUAGCACCUUCACAAAUUUUCUUCCUGGCAUUGUAACUGGGUUAGCAAAAAUUGCUAAUGGUGAUGAAAAACAAGGCCAUAAGAUUACUUGUGCUGCUAUAGAUGCCUGGGUUUACUUUGUUGUGUUAGUCAUGAGAGAUGAUUUCUUAAAAGAAAAAGUGUCAAAUUUAGAAGAGAAUGAAACAGUCUCAGAACUUAGGAAUAAGCUAUUUAAAGUGGAAAACUUGAACAAUAAAACAAAAACCUCUACUGAAAAGAAAAAUAAAUUUUAUAUUCCUGGACCAGAUGAAGAAACUUCUUUGAAGUUGCCCAGUGUAGACAUAAAUAGAAAAUGGAUACAUGAAACUGCAGGGAAGCUGAUCAUAUUAAUUCAGUCCAUGAUAAAACUGGUAAGUCACCCCCAUUGGAAAGUGAGGUUAUCUCUUAUUCAAUUUGCAGAAAAACUUAUCUGCAGUUGCCACAGGUCCCUCACUGGUGCAGUUGUAUUAGCAUUGCAAUUGAUCAUAACACUGAGAAGUGAUGAUAUUGUUGAUGUGGGAACUUCUGCCCAGAAUUCUCUGUUAUCUGUGAUGAAUGUUAUUGGAUAUGAAAAUCGCCGCUCAUCCAUUCAGAAGGGUAUGUAUGAAUUGCUUGAGGAGCAUGUGUAUGCUCUUUGUACUCAGUUACCUACCAUUUUCAAGCAAGAUGACAAUUCUAAGACAUUGUCCAGUGUACGUCAGCUUUUGGGAUGUCUUGAAGUUUUAGGUGGAAGGAUUUCUCAGUUGAUGACUUGGCCAACCCACUCUCUCCGUCUACUGAGGUCACUUCGUUAUGGUCUUGCACUUGAUGUAGGAGACUCUGAUCUUCUUCUUGAAAGGACAAGUGCUGAAGAUCCCUUCAGUGUUUUAACAAUUAAACCAUCUCUUGGCCGUAGCUUCAAGUAUUUCCAAGACGUACGUAUAUUUGAAUCCAUUGCUUCAUCUUGCAAGUUAAUUGGUUAUCAUUGUGAUAUCACAGUAGUGUCAGACCUAUGCCUGGAACUGUUACAAGAAUCUCAGUCGAGGAAAGAAGCACUUAUCGUGUUUACACUCAUCUUGCAAGGGAGAGAUAAAAGCAAGUGUAAAGACACAGAUGGUGACAGUAUGUCAUUAGCAGAAAAUGAAAAAGUUGUUCAGAGUAUUUUAGAUGUGUUGAUUAGCUUGGAAAUAUUUGAUGUUCCUCUGUCUGUUAUUGGAAAUGCAUCUGUUAGAAUCCAGGAAGAUCAAAUUAUAGUAGAUACAUUGGUCCCUGUCAACAGACAGGAGAACAUAUCAGUUGAUAUGGUUAAGAGCAAUAUUGUACUUGUUGCAAAUGCUUUAAAUUUGAUAAGUGCUGCAUCCCUAAUGAUUGGAAAGGAUUUUGAAAUGUUUUUGAGUACUAUUUUGUGCUCUGUGAUGGAAAAAGCUGGAGAGAGUAAUGUUUUGGUUAGUUUUACAGGGCACAACACACUUACUGCAAUUGCUAAAGCUUGCAAAUAUGGAGAUGUAGCACAAUUAAUUGAAAAGAGUGUCCAUCACUAUUGGUAUCCCUUGUCUAUGAAACUAAAGCGGUUACUUCAGUACCCUUCUGCACCGCUUGUACUUCAAGUAUGUCUAGAAUAUGCAAAUGUUGAUGUUAUUGCUUUCACUGAAGAAUUAGUACAAGAUGUGUUAAUAUCUCUUGAUUCUUAUCACAGUGAACAAGCUUUGCCUUUACUGAGAGUGUUGCUAGUUUACAUCAUGGCAGUAAUUAGGUAUGAAGCAAAGUCAACUAUUACGGAAGUCCAUGUUGGUAGAGAAGUAAAAUCAAUUGAAGAGGGUGGUUCUGUGAGUGUAACUGUUGAUGAAAAUUCCAAAUCAGAGGGAUUGGCAUUCUUUUUGAGAGACUAUCAUGCUAAACAAUUGCAAGUCAAGGAAAAUUUAGAAAAAGAAGAAAAGGAAGAACCUUUGGAAGAGGAGGAUAUUGCAAGAGGUUUUAGUAAAGGUGAGGGUGAAAAUAAAGGUGAUGAUGCAAUUGAUGAAGUUAGUCAACCAGAUGAAAACAAAACUGAAGCACCAGUGUAUGUUAAACAUGUCGUGGAAGUUCUUGAAAAGUGUUCUCACUUAUUAUAUGUUCAGGACAGGAAGCUCAAGUUGUUAAUCUUAGAAGUAAUAAGGGCUGGCUCUGAUGCCUUGGCAAAAUGGGAAAACGAGAGACUGCCUGUGUUUCACAAGCUUUGGAAGCCUCUUGUGCUUCGAUUAAAAGAUGUUGACUUUAUUGUAAUGAUGCGUUCCUUUGAUGUUUUAACUGUGAUGGCUGUUAGCAGUGGAGACUUUUUAAGACGUCGUAUAAUUAAAGAAAUUUUCCCUGUUAUUUUCUCAUUUUUGAAAAGUCAAGGAUCUGUAAGUUUGAGUAAGACAAAAGAUAGUGGUUAUUAUAUGACAACAGCAUACCGAGCUCAGUAUUCUGUGUUGAAACAUUUACCAAACUUAUUGAAGGCAUUAAACUUGGGAGUUUUAGAGACAAGUGAACUUCUGAAUGUUAUGAUGAUUUACUUAGACACCCGACAACCACAGAAACUUCUUGACUUUGCAAUAGUUGUUGUUAAGGAGGUUGUAAAAACUCAUCCUCAGCAUGUAUGGCUGGUAUUGGCGUAUCAACAGCCACCAGUACGAAUUUUACCCCCAUCACCUUGUUUAGGUGCUGUCCACAUCAAAAGUAUGCCCCAAGUACAGUUACCAGAUGAAAUUGUUGAGUUGUAUAGACAGUUGUCAUGAGUGAUGAAUUAUUAAAGUUCUGUAUUAUUAUCCAGGUUUUGUUCCAUAUUGAUGUAAAUAAUAAUACUGAUCAUGUAAUGAUGUAUUCAAUAUUUACCCUUAUGUCACAAAUUGUAAUACAGUAUUACAAUUUUUUAUGUAUAGCUUUUUACAUAUCGUACUACUGUGCUACAUUCUUUUAAGAAGAUUUGCUGAAAUUCACUAUGGAAGUUCUUUGACCCUCCUUAAAACAGAUUGUUGUAGCCAGCUCUGUGACCACUAAUUUUGUGGGCUGUUUGGUAUGGUUAAAAUGCUGCAUGACAUUGAUAAUUUCACAAUGACUUUUUACAAGUUAAAACUUAAUACUUUUUGUAAAAUUAAAUUUAGAAAAUUAUAUAAUUGUUAUGAAGUGAAAUACUUACUUUAAUUUAUCUUCCUGCCACUGGCCAGUGGCAUAAGGCUGAUACAGUUCCUCUCCAUCUGUCUCUAUCCCGAGCCAUUUCCCUUGCUUCCUCUAGGUUAUGGAUUUCAUCCUCAAGAUCCCUGACAAUUAUGUCUAUCCACCUCGUUCUUGGUCUACCCAGCAGUCCUCAUCCUAUUUGUACUGCUCUCAGUGCUCUCCUGGGGUCUCUAUUUCCAUCCAUCCUCUCAACAUGUCCAAACCAUUUCAGCCUUCCCCUCUUCAGCCUGAUACUGACUGGCCUUUGCCUCAAUCUCAUCCUGAUGUCUUCAUUCCUAACAUAAUUGUCCCAUUUAAUGCCAAGUAUCCUUCUCAGCAGCUUCAUCUCAAAAGCAUCCAACCUUCUCUCCUCUGUUCUGGUCAGUGCCUAGGUGGACGAACCAUACAUCAGGACUGGUAGUACUACUGCAUUACAUAUUCUCAUCUUAGUUUUCAAGCUGAUUUCAUGCCUUGACCACACGUUUUUUCUCAGAACCUCAAAAGCUCUUGCUGCUCCCAGUUUUCUUCUUUGUAUAUCUUCAGUUUGCCUCCCGUCUGCUGUUACCACACUUCCCAAGUAUACAAACUUCUCAACUUGCUUGAGUUCCUGUCCUCUGAUUGUCAUAUCCUCCAUAUGCACCCAAUCGUCAUCCCUACUCACAACCAUGAUCUCGCUCUUCUUUGUGCUGAAGUUCAAGCCAAAAUUCUUUGUCUCUGUCUCCAUCCUCAUUACCAUACCUACCAGCACCAGCCAUGUAUCAGCAACCAAUGCAACAUCAUCAACAAAGUCCAAAUCCAUGAAAACUUCUCCACCAAUACUAGCCCCUCUGUUUUCAUUCUCCAUCACUCUUCUCAUUAUGUGGUCAAUAUAUACAUUAAAUAAGGUGGGUGACAUAACACAUCCCUGUCUUAACCCACUUCCAACUGGGAACCAGUCACUUUGUUGUCCGUACAGCUGCACACACCUUGGUACCAGUUCUUUAGUAUCCUUAUCACUUUCAGUGGUAUACCAUAGUGUUCUGCCACUCUCCACAUUCCAUCUCUCCAUACUGAAUCAUACCCUUUCUCCAAGUCUAUAAAAGCACAGAAUAUUGGCUUUGCAUACUCCCAUCUCUUCUCAGUUAUCUGUCUUAAGGUGAAAAUUUUAUCCACUGUUGACCUUCCACUUCUAAAACCACACUGCUGUUCUCUAAGUUUCUCUUCUACGAUAGGUCUUAUUCUGUUAAGUAUUAUUCUCAUGAAUAUCUUCCCUGGGACUGACAGUAAACUUAUGCCCCAACAGUUACCACACUCCCUUUUGCUUCCCUUAUUUUUAUAUAUCGGUAUCAUAAUUGCCUUUUUCCAAUCACUUGGUACCACCUCUGUUUUCCAAACUAUGCUAAAAACCACUCUUAAGGCCUCUAUCAUCCUUCAUCCUUCUGCAUUUAGCAUCUCCACAGUUAUCCCGCACACACCAGCAGUUUUUCCAUUUUUUACAGAUUUUAAGGCAUCUUUCACCUCUUCUGCACUAAUAUCUUGUUCUUGUACCUCCAGUGUCUCGUUUAACUGUGCAAUUACAGUUCAAGUUAAAAUGGUUACUAGGAUGUGAUGAUGAUUCACAUAGGAAGUGUUGAAGGUUUAGCUCGUUCAGAUGUAUCACAAGGCAGGUUAUUAAGCCUUUUGAGUUGGACGCAUUUGCCAUUUGAAGUUCUGUUAUUGUUUUAAAUGUGUUAUCUUUGCAUUCUUGCAUGGCACUACACCUGCUGUUGUCUCAGAAUUUCAUUUUGUUUUUCAAUGAAGGUAGCCUAAGGAUAACAAUGAAUUACUGUUUUGUUUUGUUUUUUAUAUUUACCUGGAAUAUUUACUGGGCAGUUUAGCAAAUCCUUUUAAAAAUGUCCCUUCAAAAUAAGAGGUGAACAAUUUAUGAUGAACUUAGUAGUAUGACUCUUGGAUUAGCCUCUGAACUUUGUAGCAUGACUCCUGGAUUAGCUCAAAUUCUUAGUUCAGCUUUAUGAAAUGUUUGUGAAUGAUGUGAUGCUGAGGGGUAAGAUUUUAUCUGUUGGUAGGAUACUGGGUUGCUCCUUUGUCCAUGUAUAACUGGAAAGUUUUACAAGGCAGAUACCUGUAUAUUUGGACAUUGGAGGUCAGUUACAUUGUAGUACUAUUAUGAUGGAUGUUACAUUUGUUUUUGAGAGGCUUAACAAGCUUCAGAUUUUCAUGGCUAGGUCAUUUUAGAUGAGAUGUAUCAACCUAGUCCCUAAAGGCUUGUUCUGAGAGAGUUGAGAAUGUUAACUUGGUGGUUUGGUUAAGAUUUGUUUAUAAUGAUGAUGAUUUACCCAUUGGAGAUUUUGUUACUUCUUCAAGGCUUUUUGCAAUCUCUACAACUGGACUUAACAUAUCACAGAAGUACUAAUUAUUUGUGUAUUUUAUAUUUCAUUAUGCAGAUUUCCUAUGUUUUAAAUAAAUGAAUGCUGUAAUGAAGAGUAACUCAAAGCUUGGAAUAAACAACAUAUAAAUUCUUUUGAUGCAGUUUAUAGAUUGAGAAUAAAAGCAACUGAAACCUGUAUGAAGGCUUGGGAAAUUGUGAUUAGAAAGUUGAUAAAUUAAAUCUUAGCCUGAUGGGAGUUCCAGAAGAGAGGAGAGAACUCAUUCUAUGUUUAACCCCUUACAGAAAAAAGCAGAUGUAAAAACAUUUAUGAUGAUGAUGAAGUGCAAGAUUAAGUUACAAGUUAAUGCUGAUGCUAAUUGGUAAUGACUAGUUUUAGACUUGUAAUUUGAGCUAAUUAGGAAGUUUGCUGGCUGUAAAGAUUUCUUAUGGUAGUAUCUACGUAUGUACAGGGAGUAAACUUUGCUUUAUAUGUUUUACAACAAUAAUAUCAAAGGUAUUCAGCAAUGUCUUUUGUCCAUGCUACAUUCAGUAUGAAUAUUUUCUCUCACAUGCCUUGUGGAUAUUGAGUCCAAUUACAAGCUACUUUAGCAGCAUAUCGUGAGAAACCAAUCACAAAGAACAUGAGAUUUUAAGAAUACAUCGGUUUUGAAUCCCUGAUAGCUUUGGAAGAUUGCAUUAUGUGUAAUAACUCACAGCAGUCACAUAUAUUGGGAGUUCAUACUAAGUGUUAUUCCUCUUUCAAAGAAGCACGUAGAUAGUGUAAGUACUAUACUUCAGUGGGUGGUAGAAUAUAAUAUACAGAUCCUUUUCCUCACGUUUUUUGCUGUUAUGAUGCUGAAAAGACUGUGUUAUCACUUUUUUCAUUCAUUAUUGCUUUCAGUUAACAAGCAUCUGACAGAGUGGCUUGAAAGCUCAGUCCCCUCUUGCCGUUUGUGUGCUAUUCACCACCUACACAAUUUUGGAUUGCAUUUGGAUGUUAAGAUAUAUAUGAGUUUUGUAAUAUUUUAAUUAUAUUUUAACAUGGAAAUAGUAUUUUGAUAUUGGAGAACUUUCCUCCUAACUACAUUUGUUGACAAUGAAUUUUAGGAAUGUUGUAAGUUCACAUUUUUUAUAUGAUGCUAGUUAAGGGAAAUCAAAUAUCAAUUAAUAGCCCAGUUAGCUUUGAAUUGCAGUGUUGAAACAGGUCUCAUUUCCAAGUAGAAUGGUUGUACACUAGGAAAAAUUGGUUUCUUUUCUGUGAUGUGUUGAAAUUAUCUUUUUCCAGCCACUUUAAGGGGCAACUACUGCUCUCUUUGAAGCAAAUACUAAAAUAUUUAUGAUGAACUGGAAGUGCUGUAUACUCUGUCUGGAGUGAAACGACUGGGAACUUGAGACUUGACUUGCUCCAAUCCCCUGGGCUGUUACCUGUUGCUGCACUAUUGCAAUAGUGCAGCAACAGGUAUGCACGGCUUACAUGUAAGUUGCGUGCAAUUGCCCCUUUGUUUAUAUAUGUCUGUUUUUCACUGUCUGCAUUGACUGUUAACAGUAUUUUAUUUUCUG
Messenger RNA from Macrobrachium nipponense, 8071 nucleotides. It is a transcript of the gene Tti1, whose product is annotated as TELO2-interacting protein 1 homolog. Gene Ontology annotation, biological process: chromatin remodeling. Lineage: Eukaryota; Metazoa; Arthropoda; Malacostraca; Decapoda; Palaemonidae. Gene Ontology annotation, cellular component: cytoplasm. The coding region runs from base 375 to 3746 and encodes 1123 amino acids. The record is from RefSeq and is a predicted model, not a curated record. The transcript is spliced from 2 exons.